Messenger RNA from Colletotrichum chrysophilum, 1314 nucleotides. RefSeq lists its product as uncharacterized. The transcript is spliced from 3 exons. Lineage: Eukaryota; Fungi; Ascomycota; Sordariomycetes; Glomerellales; Glomerellaceae. Gene Ontology annotation, molecular function: protein binding. Bases 1 to 1314 code for a protein of 437 amino acids. The record is from RefSeq and is a predicted model, not a curated record.
AUGGAAGUAAUAGGCGGCGCCACCGCCGUGCUCCAGCUCGUGGUCGCUCUCUCAAAGACAGUUCAAGUUGCCAGCAGCGCGUAUCAUGACAUCCGGCGCAUCGAUGAUAGGAUAGAGGACUUUGAGUCGCAGCUCGAGGCUACCAGGUUCCAUCUUAAUUUGCUAGAGAACUGCAUCUCCAGCGGAACUUUUGGUGAGCAUAUCUGUCGGUACGCGGAGCUCGUCCCCGUGAUCAAAUCAUGCGAUCGCGCGUACACGCGGCUUUCCAACAUCUUCGUCAAGAUCCACCGCGAUAGAUCAUGGGCGACCUCUGUGAGGACAGCGACGGGCGUUAGCAGCCAAAGCCUCGCCGACGAACUCAACCAGCGACGGAUCAAGCACGCCGAGCAGAUGAUUGCGAGCAAUCAAUUCUCCAAGGCUAUUCCACAUCUUGUUAGAGUGCUUGAUGGCCAGCCUGGGUCUGAAAAGGACCCUCGUCUGAUCCGCAUGCUUGCAAAAGCUCUCGGUGAAACGGAUCCCAACAGUAAAGACGCCGAGAUUCUAUGCAAAAGGUAUCCCAGUCUUGCGCUCCAUCUCGAUGCUCAACGUCUAGUCCAGGCCGAAAUACUACUCGCUGAGCCGAACCUUGGCGGGGUGGUUCGCUUACUUCAAUCUUAUGGGGUGACUCAAGCCGAGGGUUUUGCGUAUGACGAUGUCAACAUCAACAUCCGGCUGAUCUUGUCCACUGCGUUGGUACAGCUUAGCCAAGCGGACGAAGCUCUCCUCAUCUUAAAUCGCCUUUCACAGAGGGAGGAGCUCGACCCAGCACAAACGAGCGACGUCCAUCGUUUGCUCGCUGAGACGUACGCCCUCAAGUCGGACCUAGACCAUGCAAAGUCUCACUGCAUGCAAGCCAUCGAGCUGAACAUGGAGGUCCGCGGCCGUGAUGACGAGAGAACCCUCGCUUGUUUGUCGCUUAUGGUUGACGUCUGUCGCAAGACAAUGGACCCGGAUGAAGACAUCUGGAAAGACAUGUUGCCAGAGGGGCCCGAGAGAACCGUCAUGGCCUCAGUGUCCAUUGGCGAAAUCUCGGUGAGCUCUUCUAACCCGGCCCAGAGACUUCACGCGUUAUACCGGGACAUGGUUGAGAUGGCCAUCACUGACGUGGGAGCGGCGGCUGACCUAGGUACCGACUUUCUGCGAAAGAACUAUUACGUCGAUGCGCUUUCCGCAAAAUGGUACCCGAAUCAGCCCAAAAAGGCUGGUCAAGUUUGCUUUGACUGUAUUCGACGGAACAUCAUUGAGAUGCAGAUCCUGUACCAGACCAAUGGCUAG